AUGGACAAUACGCCCCUCCACCCCGAUAUCAUAACCCUGCCCCCGGACACCGGCCAGCGCCAUGGCGACUUCCUUACUGCGAUCCCCUACAACCGCUCCAUGUACCGCACCACCCUCCUCCUCCGCCUUAGCUCCCUCCUCGUCGCCUCCAUCAUCCUCGGCAUCGUCGGCGCCCAGCGGUACGACGACCUGAACAUGGUCGCCAACCUGGCCUUUGGCGCCCCGACCGCCGGCCUGGCCUGGCUCUGGAGCGCGGGCGACAUCGUCGCGCUGCUCGUGCGGGAUCGGGGGCUCCGGUGGACCAAGGACGACCCGAUGAAGCUGCCGCGCAGCACGCGCUUCAGCUGGGGCGCCCCCGGCGGGCAUGUCACCGCGCAUUUAUGCAUCUGGGCGCCCACGCUGGCGUUUAUGGGCAUCAUCCUCUCGACCUGGCUGAGCUACGCCAGGGACGGCGGCUGGGGAAAUACGACCCCCGACCCGCGGCAGUUGAGCAUUCUGUCGUCGCUUUCUGUCUUUAUGUUUCUCCUAGCGAUAAUCCAUUUCUCCCUCUUCGUCCUCGCCUGCGUCGCGGUCGACAACAAUCGGAGGCAGUACUCGGACGUCGUCUUCGUCCCGCGAGGGGAGCUGUGCGAGAUGGUGCCCGUGCCGCCGACGACGCCGUGGGAGCUCUUCUCGCCGAGGAGGCUGCUGCUCUCGUACUUUGCGAACCACUACGUGCGCUUCGUGCCGGGGGCCGACGGGACGGUGACCAUGGCGAGAGACUAUAGUAGUCGACAAGCAAGAUUUUGA
Molecule: messenger RNA, 789 nt
Organism: Colletotrichum higginsianum IMI 349063
Lineage: Eukaryota; Fungi; Ascomycota; Sordariomycetes; Glomerellales; Glomerellaceae
Exons: 2
Coding region: 1-789 (262 amino acids)
Source: RefSeq, a predicted model, not a curated record